AUGUCCCUGGCCUCAAGCAUCGCGACUGUGCCGUGUGUGCGUGUGCACUGCAGGUUUGGUGCUGCGGCGGUGGCCAAGGGCCAGCAUGUGUCUUUUUUUGAGGUCGACCUGCCGGCUGCAUCGCAGAAGAAGCGGGAGCUCGUUGAGGCUCUGUUCUCACCCUCCGCCUACCCCCGCCCCGCCUACGUGGCCGCUGACCUGGCGGCGGUGCCCCUCAUGGACGCGCUGGAGGCGGCUGCUGUGGGGUUUGACCGGUCAAAGCCGGCGCUGUUCACUGUGGAAGGCCUGGUGUACUACCUGCCAGGGGGGAGCGUAGCGCGUCUGCUGGGCGGCAUCGCGGCGCGCGCGGCGCCCGGCAGCCGCGUCGCCUUCGACUUCCUCAGCCGAGACGUGCUGGACGGCGUGAGGGCGGCGCCCGCGUACAAGGUGACCGCUCGCAGCGUGGCCAACAAGGGGGAGCCCUUCAUAUCUGGGCUGCCAGACAGCCCUGAUGGCGUCCAGGCGUUCUUCGACGGUCCCGUCAGGGAGGCUGCCGCCAAGGCCGCCGCUGCAGGCGCUGCAGGCGCGGACACACCCCCUCAGCGGCUCCAGCUGCAGGAGUUUGUGGAUGCCAAAGAGAUGGCGGCGCGCCAGCUGCCGCACCUUGUUUGGCCGGAGCCCGGCACCAAGGCGCCGCCGCCCAUGCUGUCUUUUUACAGCUUCGCCUCGGCCGAGGUCGUGGCGGCGUCCUAA
Molecule: messenger RNA, 732 nt
Organism: Monoraphidium neglectum
Lineage: Eukaryota; Viridiplantae; Chlorophyta; Chlorophyceae; Sphaeropleales; Selenastraceae
Exons: 5
Coding region: 1-732 (243 amino acids)
Biological process (GO): methylation
Molecular function (GO): methyltransferase activity
Source: RefSeq, a predicted model, not a curated record